GAAACGUCUAUUGUUGACCAACUGUUUGGGAAUGAAACAGGUGGAGAACCAUAGCAAAUACCUGGGAUUGCCUACUGUAAUAGGCAGAGAAAAAUGAGUUGUGUUUGAUGUCGUAAUAGACAGAAUAAGAAAGAAAAUUAAGCAUUGGAAAAGGAAAACGAUGUCAGCAACAGCCAGAGAGGUUUUGAUAAAAGCAGUAGCUCAAUCUCAAGCUACCUACACUAUGUCAAUGUUUCAGGUGCCUAUUGGUGUUCUUGAUGAGAUAAGAAAAGCUAUUUCUAGCUUUUGGUGGGGAUAGCAGAAGGAAGAGAGGAGGAUUCCUUGGAAAUCUUGGAAACAAGUGUGUAAACCAAAGGAGGAAGGCGGGAUGGGUUUUAGAGACCUGAAAGCAUUUAAUCUAGCUCUACAGGGGAAACAUGUAUGGAAUCUCUUUAACAAUCCAGAAUCCCUGGUUGCUAGAAUGCUCAAGGCAAAAUACUACCUUAACUCAAACAUCCUACAAGCUAGAGUGGGGCACAACCCGAGUUACACUUGGAGGAGCAUUAUGUUAGCACAACAAUUGGUGAGGAGUGGCCUAAGAUGGAGAAUAGCGGAUGGUUCUCAAGUGAACAUAAGGGGGGAUAAGUGGAUAGCAGGAGGAGAGGAUUCAGGUUAUAGGCUUUUAACACCUCCCUUGGAAUCAGAGGAGAUAGUUAAAGUCUCUGAGUUAAUUGAUCAUGAGAAUAGAACCUGGAGAAGUAAUCUGCUCCAACUUUACCUAAACCCAGAAGAUAGAAGCAGGAUCACAGUGAUCCCUAUUCCUAGACAGCCUGCAGCUGAUGAACAGGUUUGGAGUAGAGAGAAAAAUGGUGUCUACUCAGUCAAAUCAGCUUACAAGCUUGCCACAGGGGACCUAGCCAUCUUACACGAGGACGUCUCUCAAGAUGGGAAUCUAGCAGAAGAGGAUGGUGAGAUUGAACACUAUGACCCUAUGAACUGGAAGAGGCUGUGGAGUCAUGUGAUUCCCCCUAAGGUUAGAAUUUUUCUAUGGAGAACUGCUCACAACAUACUCCCUAUUGGGGAAAAAAUCGAGGGACGUAAGAAGGAUGCUGCAACAGAAUGCCCCUUUUGCCACCAAGAGGAAACACAGAACCAUAUCUUUAGGGAGUGUCAAUGGGCAAUAAGGGUUUGGUGAUCCUCUAUGUUUCGACCCCCAUUCGAAUUAGAGCCUGAACUGUCAAUGGGCAGUUGGCUAUGUGAAAUAAUGGAGAAGAUCGAUGAUGAUACUCUCGCUCAAGUGGGUUUGAAGAUCACCAUCGUCAAGCUACUGUUGAGAAGGUGGAAGAACCACGUACCUGGAAGCGCCCACCAGCGGGCUGGGUAAAUUUCAAUGUGGACGCGCGAUGCUGAAUGAAGGAGGAACGGGUUUAGGGGUGGUAGCUCGUGAUUGGAACGGGAAUUUCGUCAUGACGGCAGUCCGCAGGGAGCGCAGGUCCUGGACACCGGAGCUGGCAGAGCUUCGAGCCAUCGAAUUCGGCCUGGAAAUGGCGAGGGAAGAAGGGUAUCGUCGCUGCGCUGGUGGAAUCGGAUUGUCAAAAUGCCAUUCUCAAGCUACAAAGGCAGGAGUCUUCGAGACUGGAGACAGGUGUGCGUGUGAGGGAGAUUCAAGAUCGGGCGGUUCAGCUCAGUUCGGUUGAAUGGCAGUUCGGUCGACGGGAAGAGAACUAGGGAGCACAUGCAACGGUCCAUGUCAGAUGUGAUUGGGAAACCCAUGAGAAAUGGGCUGAAAGACCACCAAUUUUUCGGUUGGAUUUGUUAACAAAUGAGGCUAUAGCCC
Messenger RNA from Linum trigynum, 1816 nucleotides. NCBI's taxonomy places the organism in Eukaryota, Viridiplantae, Streptophyta, Magnoliopsida, Malpighiales, Linaceae. The record is from the annotation of a GenBank genome assembly.